Messenger RNA from Nerophis ophidion (straightnose pipefish), 9308 nucleotides. RefSeq names its product tripartite motif containing 8b (gene trim8b). The record is from RefSeq and is a predicted model, not a curated record. Bases 1787 to 3553 code for a protein of 588 amino acids. The transcript has 5 exons. NCBI's taxonomy places the organism in Eukaryota, Metazoa, Chordata, Actinopteri, Syngnathiformes, Syngnathidae.
UAUGCUGCUGGGCUCGACGGUGGUGGUGUCGAGAAGCAUCCAGCUCGCCCGCAUUCCUCUUCGCCCUCUCUGGCGACAGCCUGACGGAGACACAGGGAAAAAAGAACCAAAGGCAGACAGAAAAACUAAAACGCUCCACCACCACCAUCUUUCAACUGGAUUUUUUGUUUUUUAAUAAACCGAGAGUGGACUCAACACGGGAGACCGGAUGACCAAAUAUGGCCUGCGACUAAAUAAGCACGUCAGAGCCUGCUGGUGGACUUUUGGACCUAAUAGCAGCGUGAAAGGAGACGAAAAAACAUUUGAUUGUCGUGGUGUUCCGUGCUGAAUGUCGACUAAAAUGAAGUGGAGCUUCGGUGGAACAACAACGAAGCUCUCCGCGGUGGCUAUCCUGUGUUGUUUUAAUACCAAGAUGGCUGAUGACAGCUAGCCCUAACAAGGACAGCAGCAAAGAGAGAGAGAGAGAGCGGCGUCCCCUUUUUCAAACAUCUCCUUAACGUUUAUAUAUUUUUGUAUUUUUCUCCGGAUAACACUGCUUUUUUAUACAUAUAUAUAUAGCAUUUACAACAAUAAUGCAUUUGUGACGAAAGUGCGUGUUAAAACGGUGAGGUGAGUCUCCCUGAUUUGAGUCGAGAUAAGGAAGUGGAUCAAAUAUGUCGUCGAAUUGUGAAAAAUCGAAUUAAAUCGUCUUUUUUUUUUUAAAAGCUUUUUUUUUGUUUAGCUUAGCUCAUUUAGCUUCGCUCCACCACUUAAGAGCCGAAAAAUGCCGAGAAUAUUUCCUUCUUUAUUAUUAUUUAUGAUUUAGCCACCUAAUAAGAUUAGAAGGCGCUUUGUUGUCGAGUGGAAAGUUCUAGAAGGGAAAUAUACGUAUGUGCAUUUUUAUUAUGGCGUUUUCACGUCCAAUUGAAGCCUCCGAGGCGACGCCGCUGUUAAUCCGACGUGAGCGAGCUUGUUCCGGGUUGGUGGUGCAUUCACGGCCGCUGUAAGAGAACCGAGCCCUGGCUUUUCUGCAAGGGGAAAAAGAGGGGGAUUGAAUCAUCCAUCCAUCCUUUUUUCUACCGCUUAUUCCCCUUAGGGGUCGCUGGUGCCUAUCUCAGCUACAAUCGGGCGGAAGGCGGCGUCCACCCCGGACGAGUCGCCGCCUCAUUGCAGGAAUCAUCCAUCAAUCCAUCCAUUUUCUACCGCUUAUUCCACUUAGGGGUGGCGGGGGGCGCUGGUGCCUAUCUCAGCUACAAUCGGGCGGAAGGCGGCGUACACCCUGGACAAGUCGGCACCUCAUCGCAGGGUCAACACCGAUAGACAACAUUCACACACUAGAGCCAAUUUUUUUUUUUUUAAAGAGCUGCGUUAGUGUAUUUGUAUGUGUGGUAAAUCAGGGUGUGGACCCGUGUGGUUCAGUUCUGAGUCCAGGUUGAUAUUAAUCGUAUUUAAUUAGUAAUUUUGCCUGUUUAGUUAUCCGUGCCUUGUUUUGAAUUCCAAGGUUUACCUGCAGGCUUGUAGCUUCCUGUAGGCCACACAAACACAGGCCCUGUAGUGUGUGUCAUCGUGGGGAAGUUUGCAUUCAGCCUCUCUCUCUCUGCUAUCAGUUUACUGGAACUUCAUGCUACAGCAAUAACUAACCGCAAGUCAAAGACUUUGUGAGGGCCGAGUUACUUUGGCGUGAUCCGGUCGUUUUUUGUUUUUUUUUCCUUCACCCCCAGCCCCUCCGAAACUGGCAGGUUUCGGGUUUCCUAGGAACAGAAAGACGGAAACCCGGAGGAGCCGGCGUACGUCCGCCCGUGCCACCAUGACGUCCGACAUGGCCGAGACGUGGAGGAACUGUUUCGAGGAAGAGCUCAUAUGCCCCAUCUGCCUGCACGUCUUCUCCGAGCCCAUCCAGCUGCCCUGCAAGCACAACUUCUGCCGGGCCUGCAUCAGCGAGGCGUGGGCCAAGGACUCGGCGAUGACCCGCUGCCCCGAGUGCAACCACGCCUACGCGCAGAAGCCCAGCCUGGAGAAGAACCACAAGCUGUCCAACAUCGUGGAGAAGUACAACGCCCUGAGCGUGGAGAAGGCCCAGUCGCCGCCGCCGCAGUGCAUCCUGUGCCGCCGCGGCCCGCCGCUCCCCGCCGUCAAGGUGUGCCUGCGCUGCAACGCGCCGUGCUGCCAGUCGCACGUCCAGACGCACCUGCAGCAGCCGUGCUCGGCGCUCGGGCACCUGCUGGUCGAGGCCGAGGCCGUGAAGGCGUGGACGUGCCCGCAGCACGACGAGUACCGGCUCUACCACUGCGAGGCGGAGCAGACGGCGGUGUGCCAGUACUGCUGCUUUGCCCGCUGCCACCCCAGUCACGGGCACGCCGUCGCCGACGUGGAGCUCCGCCGCAACGACAUCAGACAAAGCUUGCUGAGGCAGCAGGAGCGCGUGGAGGAGCGCGUGCAGGAGAUCGAGGAGCAGCUAUGCAAGCUGGAUUCAGACAAGUGUGUGGUGGAGGACCGCGUGUGCGAGCUGAAGGAGGACGUGCGUCUGCAGUACCAGCGCAUGCACCAGCUCCUGGAGGAGGACCUGGGACGCACGCUGGAGGCCCUGGAGCGGGCCCAAGCCCGCUUCUGCCAGGAGAACGCCGCCCAGGUGCUGGCGCUGGGCGAGCAGCGCCACGAGGCCCAGAAGCUGAUGAGCUCCAUCAACACGGCCUUUGGCAAGGCGGAGGAGCUGAGCUUCAUGAAGAACACCAAGCCCGUCAAGAUCCUCACUGACAGGUCCCAGGCCUGUGUGGGGAACAGUCUGGCCCCCUAUAAAGUAGGGAACCUCAACGCCAAGCUGUUCCUCUCCGAAAUCUCCAAACGAGAGAAGAGCUUGAAGAGAACUCUGGAAGCACCCUUAACGCCUCCCGCCAGCUUCCUGCAGUCCGUCCCGGCGUACCCGAGCGGCCAGAGCUCCCUUUCCGGAGCGGAGAAGCGCAAACAUUCCACGGCCUUCCCGGAGGGCGCCGGGAAGAACGCCGCGCCCGGUUUCAAGGACGCCUCCUCCUCCUCCUCGUCUUCCUCCUCGCUGGCGAGCAAGCAGCCCUACCUGGGCUCCGCCUCCUCGUCCGCCGGGGAGGGUCAGUCCACCAAUCAGCAGCCUCUGGGCCCGUGCGGCCCGCCUCACAUUAGCGAAGGCGGCGGCGGGAGCGCGGGGAGCGGCCCGUUGGCCAGCCACCACUCGGGCGCCGUCUUCGGCACCUCGCACUUCCCCCCCGGGGGCGGCGGCGGCGGCUCCUCGCAUUCCUCCCAGCAGGCCGUGCUGCCCCAGUACGGCGGUCGCAAGAUCCUGGUGUGCACCAUGGAUAACUGCUACUGCUCCGGCGUGGCGUCCGUGUCGGGCCACCGCGGCCACCCGCCAUACUCGCGCUCGGGCUCCUUCCCCUGGGUCAGCGCCCAGGACUACCCGCCGCCCCCCGGCCUGGCCUCUGGGGGGCCGUCCAUGCAGGGGCUGGCGGUGCGAGACUGGAUAGACGCCUCGCAGUCGCACAGACACGCCGACUUCUACGGUCUGUACGGCCAACCCUCCACUAAGCACUACGUCACCAGUUAACUACACACCCUCCUAACCCGCACACCUCAAGGACUCAACACACACAUUCGGGGGCAGGGUUGAUCCGUGUUUGAUUUCCUUCCUUUUGGCUCGGCGUGUGUUUUUUUUCUUACGUACCUUUUCAAGACGAAACAUUUUAGGAGAAGAUAGAGCAGGACUAUGUGUUUUUUUAUUUAUGACGCUUUGGCGAGGAAAAGGAACCUCAGCGUGGUGGAACCCUCCAGACCUCCCCCCAAGGCUCGGGUGAAAGAGAGGAAAAAGAUGGAAGCUCCGGCUGUUCUGAGGUCAGUUGCCUUACGUCGUCCUUUCUUUCAGCCUUGUUCACACUGCAGGUCCUUGCCCGUCUUUUUGCCCGCACGUGUCGGAUGGAACACAACGGUGCACCCCGGCCUUCUUCCUGUCAGGCUAGAAAUCUGAUAUAAAAACGACGCGUUAACGGUUGCUUUCAUCCAAGCGAGAACGUCAUCUAGAAGCGAGAAGCGUCAUAAUUAGACUGUUAACUAGUUCAAGUUCAAGUACCGUAUUUUUCAGAGUAUAAGUCGCACCGGUCCCUCUCUUUAAGAAGGGGGACCGGAGGGUGUGUUCCAACUAUGGUGGGAUCACACUCCUCAGCCUUCCCGGUAAGGUUUAUUCAGGUGUACUGGAGAGGAGGCUACGUCGGAUAGUCGAACCUCGGAUUCAGGAGGAACAGUGUGGUUUUCAUCCUGGUCGUGGAACUGUGGACCAGCUCUAUACUCUGGGCAGGGUUCUUGAGGGUGCAUGGGAGUUUGCCCAACCAGUCUACAUGUGCUUUGUGGACUUGGAGAAGGCAUUGGACCGUGUCCUGUGGGGAGUGCUCAGAGAGUAUGGGGUACCGGACUGUCUGAUUGUGGCGGUCCUCUCCCUGUAUGAUCAGUGUCAGAGCUUGGUCCGCAUUGCUGGCAGUAAGUCAAACACGUUUCCAGUGAGGGUUGGACUCCGCCAAGGCUGUCCUUUGUCACCCAUUCUGUUCAUAACUUUUAUGGACAGAAUUUCUAGGUGACCGCAGGAUUAGGUCUCUGCUUUUUGCAGAUGAUGUGGUCCUGGUGGCUUCAUCCGACCGGGAUCUUCAGCUCUCACUGGAUCGGUUCGCAGCCGAGUGUGAAGCGACCGGAAUGAGAAUCAGCCCCACCAAGUCCGAGUCCAUGGUUCUCGCCCGGAAAAGGGUGGAGUGCCAUCUCCGGGUUGGGGAGGAGACCCUGCCCCAAGUGGAGGAGUUCAAGUACCUAGGAGUCUUGUUCACGAGUGAGGGAAGAGUGGAUCGUGAGAUCGACAGGCGGAUCGGUGCGGCGUCUUCAGUAAUGCGGACGUUGUACCGAUCCGUUGUGGUGAAGAAGGAGCUGAGCCGGAAGGCAAAGCUCUCAAUUUACCGGUCGAUCUACGUUCCCAUCCUCACCUAUGGUCAUGAGCUCUGGGUUAUGACCGAAAGGAUAAGAUCACGGGUACAAGCGGCCGAAAUGAGUUUCCUUCGCCAGGUGGCGGUCUCUCCCUUAGAGAUAGGGUGAGAAGCUCUGCCAUCCGGGAGGAACUCAAAGUAAAGCCGCUGCUCCUCCACAUGGAGAGGAGCCAGAUGAGGUGGUUUGGGCAUCUGGUCAGGAUGCCACCCGAACGCCUCCCUAGGGAGGUGUUUAGGGCACGUCCAACCGCUAGGAGGCCACGGGGAAGACCCAGGACACGUUGGGAAGACUAUGUCUCCCGGCUGGCCUGGGAACGCCUCGGGAUCCCCCGGGAAGAGCUAGACCAAGUGGCUGGGGAGAGGGAAGUCUGGGCUUCCCUGCUUAGGCUGUUGCCCCCGCGACCCGACCUCGGAUAAGCGGAAGAAGAUGGAUGGAUGGAUAAGUCGCACCGGCCGAAAAUGCAUAAUAAAGAAGGGAAAAAACAUAUAUAAGUCGCAUUUUGGGGGGAAUUUAUUUGAUAAAACAACAGCAAGAAUAGACAUUUGAAAGGCAAUUUAAAAUUAAAAAAAAGAAUAGUGAACAACAGGCUGAAUAAGUGUAGGUUAUGUUACGUAAACAUACCAGGCACCUUCUCAGUUGGUUAUUUAUGAGUCAUUAUGGUAAGAGUCAUUCAAAUAACUAUAACAUAUAGAACAUGCUAUACCUUUACCAAACUAUUUCUCACUCCUAAUCCAUAAAUCCCAUGAAAUCUAAUACGUCUAGUCUCUUACGUGAAUGAGCGACUGUAUUUCCUUGAAUUGCCGCCGGGGCGCUGAUUAUUUUAAAACCUCUUCUCACUCCGGCACUUACCAAAGGCAUGCGGUAAAUUUAGGCCUGCGCUUAUAAAUUUGAGUAUGAUGUAAGGAUACCAUCAUGAAAAGCACGUUUAAUUAAAAAAACAUUAUUAUGGUCUUACCUUUACUUAUAAAUGAAGUCCAUGCCAGCUCCUUCUGAUCAAAAGCAUCGAUAACUUGUUUAUAAAAGUCUUCCUUAUCUUUCUGCAGUUUUAAAAGUCUCUCUGUCUCGACGGAGAUCUUCCUUUAUUACCUCCUGCUUCGAUUGAAAGUCCAGUUUAGAAAGCUGUUUUAUUUUACAUAUGUAAUCCUCCAUGUUAAAAGUGCAAGCCAGAGGAAAAAAUAAAGGAUCGCUGCUCACUCUUGCUGCUUGUUGUCACUUCUUCUGCAGCCGAGUAGUCGCAAGAAGGAUCACUAGCGCCUUCUACCACCAGGAGGCGGGAGUCAUUUAAUGACUCAUAUUUGACACACGCAGCUAUGGUAUAUUAAUAAAACAUAGCUGCUUACUGUUCUUUUUAGCAUAUUCAAUAGCUUGGACCUUAAAUCCUACUGAAUAGCUCUUAAUCUUCUUCCCUUUAUGCGAUUUCAAAUGAUUGAAAUCAGCCUCCUCCAUUUUGAAAAUGAUGACAGGUGAAGUGUCACUCGUGACGUGACAAGUUUGACCCUGUGGAAAUUCUAGUUAUAUGCUAAUUAUUUGACGAAACGAGUUUGACCCGGCAGUAAUUCUAGGCAGGCACAUACUAUAUACCCGGCGGCAAUUCAAGGAAAUACGGUAAAUAAUAUUAUUUGAUAUUUUACGGUAAUGUGUUAAUAAUUUCACAUAUAAGUCGCAACCCCGCCGGCCAAACUAUGAAAAAACUGCGACUUAUAUUCCGAAAAAUACAGUGCCAAUGAUUGUCACACACACACUAGGUGUGGUGAAAUGUGUCCUCAGCAUUUGACCCAUCCCCUUGUUCACCCCCCUGGGAGGUGAGGGGAGCAGUGAGCAGCCGCGGUAGCCACGCCCGGGAAUAAUGUUUGGGGUGAUUUAACCCCCCGAUUCCAACCCUUGAUGGUGAGUGCCAAGCAGGGAACAAUAGUUGACAACGGAGAAGAACUCUCCAAGCAAAAUAUUCCGUAACAUUCUGAGAGACCAAAUGUUUGUCCUCGUCCUUCUAAAGUUUCUACGUCAGGGCUCCCCAAACCUUUUGACUCGGAGGCCGCAUUGGGUUAAAACAAUUUCUAUGUAGAAAUUUGAGUUGUAGAAAUUCUUGGAAAGGGCAUGGCGUAGUUGGUAGAGCGGCUGUGCCAGAAACAUGAGGGUUGCAGGUUGGCUCCCCGCCUAUUGACAUCCAAAGUCGCUGCCGUUGUGUCGUUGGGCAGGACACUUCACCUUUGCCCCCCCGGUGCCAUGAUAGGUGGUGGUGGUGGUCGGAGGGGCUGUAGGCGCAAACUGGCAACCUCGCUUCCGUCAGUCUACCCCAGGUAGCUUACCACCACCUGCUGUGAGUGAAUGAUGGCUUCCCACUUCUCUGUGAGCACUUUGAGUAUCUAACAAUAGAAAAGCACGAUAUUAAAUCUAAUCCAUUAUUAUUAUUAUUAUUAUUAUAUAUAUACAUACAUAACGCUGGGAUAGGCUCCAGCACCCCCGCGACCCCAAAAAGGGACAAGCGGUAGAAAAUGUAUGUGUAUAUAUAUAUAUAUUUAUGUGUGUAUAUACAUAUAUAUAUAUAUAUAUUUGUGUAUAUAUAUAUAUAUGUAUGUCAUUAUAUUAUAUAUGUGUAUGUAUGUAUACAUAUAUUUAUGUGUGUAUAUAUACAUAUAUAUAUAUAAAUAUAUAUAUGUAUGUCAAUAUAUUAUAUAUGUGGAUAUAUAUAUAUAUAUAUAUACUGUAUUUCCUUGAAUUGCCACCGGGGCGCUAAUUGAUUUAAACCCUCUUCCCACUCCGGCGCUUACCAAAGGCAUGUGGUAAAAGUAAGCAUGCGCUAAUUAUUUUAAAACCUCUUCUCACUCCGGCACUUACCAGAGGUAUGCAGUGAAAAUUUGAGUGUGAUGUAAGCGUGGACCUUAAAUCCUACUGAAUAGCUCUUAAUCUUCUUCCCUUUAUGCGAUUUCAAAUUACCGGUAUUGAAAUCAGCCUCCUCCAUUUUGAAAAUGAUGACAGGGGAAGUGUCACUCGUGACAUCACGAGUUUGACCAGGCAGUAAUUCAAGGCAGGCGCAUACUAUAUGCCCGGCGGCAAUUCAAGGAAAUACGGUAUAUAUCAACAUGUGUGUAUAUAUAUAUAUAUAUAUAUGUGUGUAUAUAUAUAUAUAUAUAUAUAAAUAUAUAUAUAUAUAUAUAUAUAUAUGUAUAUUCAUAUGUAUAUAUAUAUAUGUAUGUAUAUUCAUAUGUAUAUAUAUGUAUAUAUGUAUGCAACCCCGUAAGGGACGAGUGCCAAUUUGCCUGAGCGGCUAGAAGACAGCGAGAGUGACAAGCAGUAGAAAAUGGAUUAGAAAGGACAGUUUUUGAAAAUUAAUCAUUUAAAAAAUAUAUAUAUUUUCUAAUUUUUUUUAAAACUUGGGACUCGGAUUUUGGCUGAGUUGGUUACCCAAGUUCUACGUGCAAUACCUCGGUUCAGAAAAUGUUGACCAUGAUUGCAGGAAAUUGCCAGAAAUGCAGCAGCACUGAGAGCGACUUAGAGCGGAAACCGUGUCGACUUCUGUAAACGUCAUGUGGGUCGGACUGCAUUCACAUUAGAAAUCGCUUUUUUUUUUUUUAUUAUUAUUUUAUUUGCAACUACAAAAAAAAAAAAACCCUAAAUGGACAUCCGACCCUGCAGUGUGAACGUAGCCUUCGAAUCAGGGAAGGACGGCUCUUCCGCAGGAGACACCCACAAUGCACUUAGGGGCAAGAGGGGCACCAAAAGCUCCAGGUGGAUUCUGGAGAUCCUGAAGUGAAACUGGACACUUUUCCCUCGUCUUGACCCGACUUUUGGAUCCAGUUGUUCCUUUUCCCCCUUAACCAUGCUUCCUAAAACCUAGACUGUUCCGCCCCUCCCCCCUCCGUUAUUUUUGUUGUUUGCUACAUGUUUUUCAACGUGAGACUCUCGUACUGUAAGAGCGACAAAAGACGGCAGACAGACCAAACCAAUCAAGUGUCGACAAAGAGGAGCUGGCGAUGCUGGUAACGUACUUCCUUCAGGGCAAUGAUGUCACUUCCUCUCAAUAAGCACACUGGCUUCCUGUUUGCAGCUGUAAGCGUGCAAAGGAUGAGAUUUUUUUCAAAGCACUCAGAAAAAGAAGAAAAGGGUUAAAAGAAAAAAAAACUGGAUGCAGUUUUAAUUUUUUUUUUUUGUUUGUUUUAUCCCCCCAUGUGGUUUUCUAGAAUGGACUGCGAGCAAUGGUCAUCAUUCUAAUUAGAAGCCAUUAAGUCAUCUUUGAAAUGAAAGAACAAAAAAAAAAUAACUUGAAAGUAUCUUUUUUUUGUAAAUAUUUUGUGAAAUGGAAAAUGAUUUGGAGGGGAGUUCCAAAUAAAAUUUAAACCAGG